AUGGCAAAACGAGAAGCAGCAGCAGCAAAAGCAGCAGCAGCAAGGGAGAAGGCGAGGAACGCAACCUAUACCCCGCAGAUUUACUGUAGUAACCCCAAAUCCAAGGGAUGCACAGGACUGACGGAGUUGAAUACUGCGCUGCAGCAGGACAAGCCUGCCUCCGUCAUGCUGGCAGGCAUUUCGUGCCACCCUCAAGGGACAGCGUUUGCGCUGCUCUUUAGCGACGGAACGGUCUUGGCUAUGGGUGAGGCUCUGCAGGGGGGUGAAAUGACAGCUGAAGUCAAGAAUGGUCUGGGGAGGUUUGAGGCUUCGCGUAGUCAACGCGUGAAGACAAUCGCAGCAACGACUGGCGCGUUUGCUGUUUUAAUGCAAAAUGGAUCUGUUUAUGCUUGGGGAGAUACUACCGUUGGAGGAGAAUUGCCGACACCUGAGCCCAACGAUUGCACUGAACUGAUCGCUGCCGACGUUGGGUUUGCUGCCAGAACAGCUGGAGGCACCGUUUACUCCUGGGGAAAAGGAAUAACCCUUCCUUCGCGGUUGAACACUUCGGCUUUCCACGCGGCCUCAAUAUGGGCUGAAAGAACUUGUUUUGCUGCCAUAUCCAGUACAGGGGAGUUGGCCGUAUGGGGUACCAGCACGAGUUCCGCUCCCUUCUGCAACGAGGGUUUUGCUGCUUCGGAGUCUGUACCUUUCCAGCAGGUUAAGGAGAAACUUUCGUCUGGCGUCAAGUACGUCCGGUUUAAUGGACGAGCAGGAGUAGCAGCAAGAAAAAAAGGAGCAACAGAGGCAGCACCAGGCACAUGGGAGUUGGUUGGUUGGGGCGAUCCCGAGGCAGGAGCUAAUCCACCUAAUGGUCUACACUCUGUUGCAAAAAAUGGAGUCAAAAGCCUUCAUGCCAACUCCGCAGCGUUUUUAGUAGUUGGCAGCGAAAAUUUAGUUGGGGUUUGGGGCGACAGUUCAACAGGCGGAGGAAAUAUACCCUUAGAGUUUACUCAUGACCGUCCCGUUGUAUCUGUUAUAGAAUUAUCCGGCUCCUUUGUUCUUAUUUAUACCUCUGGAGAAGUUCUUGUCUAUGGCAAGGCAGGAGCGACUCUCUACUCGGGGGUUUUAGGCACCACUAGCCAACAAGCUGUGGUUGUAAACCUCGAAGAAGGAACAUCGGUAGUUAGAGGAAUUGGCGGCACAGAUUAUUUCUUAGGAGCAAUUGGCACUCCUUGUGUCCCUGGGUCCUGGAUGGAGUGGGGUCUAUGUAACGGCAGCUGUUUCGGGAGUCGCAAGCGCGAGAGGGAGAUCCUUUAUGAAGCUCAGAAUGGAGGCUCCUGUACCAUCAGUAACAUAGGAAUUGAGACCUGCCGAGGUCCCGAAGCGGCCAACGAAGAAUGCGCCAGUGUUAUGACUACUGAGGAGGAGGAAACAACAGCAAAUACAACAACUUCUCUUGCUACUACUCUCUCUAUAGAAACAAUUCUUGGUAUUGCUGCUGCAGGGGUUUCGGAGCACCGCAUGCAAAAACCCUUCGCAGCAACAGCGAUAGGAUAUUGCUCGUGA
Molecule: messenger RNA, 1548 nt
Organism: Eimeria maxima
Lineage: Eukaryota; Apicomplexa; Conoidasida; Eucoccidiorida; Eimeriidae
Exons: 16
Coding region: 1-1548 (515 amino acids)
Source: RefSeq, a predicted model, not a curated record